UCCGAAAGACACUCAGUACGAACUAAUUUUGUUUCCUCAUACCCGCAGACCGUUACAUCCGACGGUUUCUCACGCAACCAUCCAUCGGACAGAACGAACGGACUUAGGAAACAUGCGACUAACUUUGACAUUCAUCUUGCUGGGAAUUUUAGUUCCGCUGCAAGCAAAACCACAGUUCGGUGGAUUGCUUGGUGGAGGAGGAUUGCUAGGAACGGGUGUUGGUGCUACUGAUGGCCUACUCGGUACCGGCCUGCUUGGUUCCGGGACCACGAGUGGACUGCUAGGAACGGGACUUGGCGCUACCGAUGGUCUGUUGGGCACAGGAUUGCUCGGUACCGGAACUACCAGCGGUCUGCUGGGAACGGGUCUCGGUGCUACGGACGGUCUUCUUGGUACCGGACUGCUUGGCACUGGAACUACCAGUGGGCUUCUAGGAACGGGUCUCGGUGCUACGGACGGUCUUCUGGGCACAGGAUUGCUUGGCACUGGAACUACCAGUGGGCUUCUAGGAACAGGUCUUGGAGCUACCGAUGGUCUGUUGGGCACAGGAUUGCUCGGUACCGGAACUACCAGCGGUCUGCUGGGAACGGGUCUCGGUGCUACGGACGGUCUUCUUGGUACCGGAUUGCUUGGCACUGGAACUACCAGUGGGCUUCUAGGAACGGGUCUUGGAGCUACCGAUGGUCUGCUGGGCACAGGAUUGCUCGGUACCGGAACUACCAGCGGAUUGUUAGGUACAGGAAUCGGUGCUACCGAUGGUCUUCUUGGUACCGGUCUGCUCGGAGGAAGUGGAGGUGCUACUACCACCACCGUUGCUGCCACGACAGCAGCUACGACGACGACGACGACGACCACAGCAGCACCAACCACCACGACUCUACCAAUUACUACUGUGCUUCCAACAACGACGACAGCCGCUCCAACCACUACUACCGCCGCCGCAACGACCACAGUGACUUCCGCUCCUACCGGAACUGUGACAUUCAACAUUAACGGAAGUAUUAUAACCAUUUCGGCCAAUGAUCAAGCUACCAUCGAUGCUAUCAAUGCGGUCUUGGCAGCUUCAUCGACCACCGUUGCAAUGACCACGACCACCACCACCACCGCUGCCCCUUCAUCGGGAACCACAGUAACGUUCAACGUUGGCGGAUCGAUCAUUACCGUUGAUGCUACUGAUACUGCCACGAUCGCUGCGAUCAUUCAAAGCCUCAACAGUGGAACCACCACCACUACUACUGCUGCAGCAACGACGACGACAGCCACCACGACGACGACGACUACUACUGCCGCCCCUGUGACUACGACCACGGCAGCGGCUACCACGACGACGGCAGCGGCUACCACGACGACGGCAGCAACGGGUUCCUCGAACACUGGCACAACCACUUCCGCGACUAACGGUGGUUCGAUGUCUAUUUCAAUCAUUAUCAACAUCAACGGACAAUUCAUCUUGAUCACGUCCGACAACCAGAGCCUCUUGACACUGACACAGCAAAUUCUGCAGCAAAUAUCAUCCACCACUACGACGACGACGACGACGACGACCACUGCUCCCGCCAUUCCCGUGCAGCAGACGCCAGCACCUCCGGCGAACAAUGGUGCCGGUCGCCCCGGUGGUUGCAUGAGACGCCAUCACUCGUCGGAGGACGGCCAUCGUCACGGAAUGCGCGGUGGAUUUGGAUUUGGUAUUGGCAUUCGUGGACCGCUCGGUGGAGGCAUUCAGGCUGGUUUCGGAGCGGGUGUUGGUCGCGCCAUGCCAAUGGGUGGUAUCGGUGCCGGUGUCAGACUGCAGGGUCCGCUGGGAGGUAGUAUACAGGGCGGAUUCGGAGCCGCGGCUGGUGGUGGUGGUGCCCGUUUCGGAAGGCCUCGGGGUGGCAUUGGAGCAGGAGUGCGUAUACAAGGACCUCUGGGAGGCGUUGUGCAAGCCGGUUUCGGUGCUGGCAUCCGUGCCGUUGGACACAGACGUGGGUAAACGCGAACAGGCAACCUGACCUAACCAAACCCCCGUACUAUUUACUUUACUCAAAUUAUCAAACUGCAAUAAAAGAAUCCAUGCCAAAACGCAGUGGUGAAUAGGUAUGUAAAACGAA
Messenger RNA from Anopheles stephensi (Asian malaria mosquito), 2090 nucleotides. Its product is annotated as mucin-5AC-like. The record is from RefSeq and is a predicted model, not a curated record. The coding region runs from base 113 to 1972 and encodes 619 amino acids. NCBI's taxonomy places the organism in Eukaryota, Metazoa, Arthropoda, Insecta, Diptera, Culicidae. The transcript has 3 exons.